AUGGCCGAAUCCAAAUCAAGCACCGAAAGCGAAAUCCCCGGCUUGAGAGCCGAUGCUCACGCAACAUCUUUCGAUCAUGUCACCUCUCUCGAGCAAUUCGGCCGCAAGUGGUAUGCUUCUGGCGUUGAGGCUGGAAAGGAGAAACAGCUCGAAAAACAGGAGAAUCUACUCGAAGAAAAGGAGAGUCUACUACAAGAAAAGGGUAUGGAAAUUGAAAGGAAUGAGAAGGAAAUUCAGAUUCUCAAAACAGCUGCCGUGUUCGGACGAGACACUCUGACAUACGCCGCUAAUGCUAUGUGUUCAAUCCGCACCGCAAGUCAGAAUUUGAAUUCGCGCCUUACUGUCGACGAACGCGAGUAUAUUCAACGUGUCGCGAAGGAGAUUUCAUCCCGCAGAGAUGAAUGCACUACCAGGAUUGACAGCGCUGCCCAAGAGUCCAAGAAGCGAUCCCACGAGACCCAAGCAUCCGAUGGUAGCAUCAGCAGCAAGCACAGCAAGAACCACUGA
Fusarium pseudograminearum CS3096 is the source of this 507-nucleotide messenger RNA. RefSeq lists its product as uncharacterized. The transcript is spliced from 2 exons. NCBI's taxonomy places the organism in Eukaryota, Fungi, Ascomycota, Sordariomycetes, Hypocreales, Nectriaceae. The coding region runs from base 1 to 507 and encodes 168 amino acids. The record is from RefSeq and is a predicted model, not a curated record.